This is a messenger RNA of Globicephala melas (long-finned pilot whale), 2268 nucleotides long. It is a transcript of the gene PLEKHG7, whose product is annotated as pleckstrin homology and RhoGEF domain containing G7. Gene Ontology annotation, biological process: Rho protein signal transduction. The record is from RefSeq and is a predicted model, not a curated record. Gene Ontology annotation, molecular function: guanyl-nucleotide exchange factor activity. NCBI's taxonomy places the organism in Eukaryota, Metazoa, Chordata, Mammalia, Artiodactyla, Delphinidae.
AUGCAGCCACCUGCUUGCAGUUAUCCUCUGGAAAAGGACGAAGACACACCCGAGGAAGAGAGGCACCUGAAGGCGGAACUGGAACAACCUCAGUGCGGUCGGGAGAACAGCAACUCUGACGGCGUCCCCUGGAAGCUUCCAGCAACCGGGCCUCUUAGUGGCGUGGAGAAGACGGAGCCAUCCUUCCCAGAGGUGCAGCGCCCAGACUGCGGGCCCUCUCCUCGACACCCCCUGGAAAGCCUGUCCAAGAAGCACUGUCAGAACCAGGGGAAACUUCUCCACUUUGACCGGCAAGCCCCGGGCCGCGUCUCCACCUCGCCCACACUGAGGAGGUUAAGGGGCCGCAGCUGCGAGAGUGUGCGCGGGUUGCGCACCGCACUGCGCAUGCGCCGCCUCAGCCGGCGGCCUUUAAAGGGCCCGCCUGGGGGCAGCUGCAGGGAGACUUCCGGCUCCUCCCAUUGCUUUUCCAGCGGGCUAUUUGAAAGCCCAGAGGAGUCUUCGCACUCCCUGUGGCCCCUGAGACUCCACUCAAGAUUGCCUCCGGACCCCGAAAGGGCACUCAACGCAGCCGACUCGUUUGAGCUCCAAAUGGCGCCCAGUGAUGAGCUUGCCCUUCCCGUGCCUCAGCCCCUCAACGAGGGGUCGCUUCCUCAGGCCUCCCUUCCACGGAGUGGAGGCCAGCCAGCACCCAGCCGCGCCCCACAGCUCCCCAGGCCUCAGAGAGAAGAAUUGCAUCAGUCCAGAUUCUACGAGCACAGGAGGAGUUCUGUGGUGCUCAACUCAUCUGGACUUGAGGUGUUCCCCAGGGACCUUCUGGUGUCAGAUGGAGCUGCCAAUUACGUGUGCCACCCGCUUCUGCUGCUGAAUUCAGAAUCCAAAAAGCCAAGAUGGCCUUUCUCCAAGAGAGGAGUGGGCAAAGACAAACACAAGCACAUCUGCCUCUCCUCUUUGAAGGUUACAGACUUCAGGGACUAUGGGUUCCACAGACUGAAGGAUAAGACCUGGAAUGAAGUCGUGGAAACACAUCAGAAACUUCCUACUAAUCAAUUAGACUUAAAGCAGCAAGAGGCUGUGUGGGAACUCUUCACGAGUGAAUGCACUUAUUUCUUGGACCAUUUAUUAGUUCUUAAGAUGAUCUUCAUGAAUACAUUAAAAUACCUACAGACUCAUGACUAUCUCCUGGAUGUGGAUUUAUGGAGACUUUUUGCAAACCUGGAGGAGUUAAGUCAGACAAGCUUUGGUUUUGUAAGUCUUUUCCACAUCUUCAAGGACUAUGUCGACACUUCUGAGACUUUACCAUCGUUGGAUUUCAUUUCUGUGCUCACAAAGUAUUUCCAAGGAAGCCUGUGUCAGAGCCACCAGACCUACUGCCUGAAUUACUCAGCUGCUGUCUUUUAUCUUGAGAGUCUGAGGCAGAGAGGGGACUUCGGAAUUUAUUUAAAAUGGUGUGAGGACAAUGAACAGUGCAGAUGCCUUCACCUACCUGAGCUCCUAGUGGCCCCACUACACAGGCUGACUCGAUACCCCUUGUUGCUGAAGAGCAUCUGGAAAAGGAGUACAGACUCUACGGAGAAAAUCAUGAUCUACUCCAUCAAGGAAAAGGUGGAAAAGUCAAUCUGGGAUCUUGAAGGAAAAGUGAAGUGGCUUGACAGUUUUCAAAAAUGCAGACAUCUACAGGAGAUUAUAGUGUGGCCUCCACUUUGGGAUAGAGAGAAGAGGUUUUUCAUUCCAGAGUGCCUGAAACACGUUUUUAAAGAACACAUGGCAGAAAACAUCCUGUCAGCAACCAACAGACACCUUCUCUAUGAAGGAAAAUUAACUCUUGCAGAAAGCACAAGAUUCCUAGAUGUUUAUCUGUUUCUCUUUGAUGAUUUCCUCUUAGUUACGAAAACUAAGCGCAACAAAAAGAAACUUGGAGGCUCAGACCCGGGUUUAAUGUGCCCUUCACUUAUUCCUGAGCUACAAACAGCAAUCAAAGAAGGUGGUUCAUGUAUGGUACUCGAUCAGCCCAUUCCACUAGACAGAUUGGUUGUCAGAGGUCUCGAUCCACUCCACAUGUCAGUCUUUGGGCUGAGAAACUCUUUCCUCAUACAACAUGAAAACAGCUAUCAACAGUGUAUAGCAGCAUUCUUAUUACAAGCCCAAACAGAAAACAUCAAGAAAACAUGGAUUGCACAAUUAACAGCAGCAAUCUCUUGCUUCACCAAGAGUCAGGAAACCAAGAUGAUGUCCAUAUUCACUUUGCCUGCAGAAUCCUCGGAAAUUUAA